GUUUUAAUGGUGUGAAGAGCAUUUCAAGUGAAGAUAGUAGUUUCCUAUAACAUCGAGUUCUCUAUCCGCUUUUCUCGACUGAGAUGGACUGGCUUUAGCAGACGAUUGAUGAACGUUACUUUAGGCCCAUGCCUGCCACGGGAAAGAAGCAUGGCUGUCGGUGGCGACGCGGUUGGGUGAUGUUUUGUCUUUCAUGCCUUCUUGUUAACUCGUCUGAUGAAACACCGUUCGAAAACUGUUCUCGUAAUUCUUCAUCGCCUUCCGUCGCAAAGGAAUCCUUCUUCGAUUACAAGACCUCCGUUGUCGAAAACGGUGAGAACAUUAUUUGAGUCGCCUCGAUCGAGAGUUUCUUUUUGUAAACAGGAUGUGUGUGUGUGUGUAGACUCGUCUUUCUUACAUGUGAAUGGUCUUUACUAUUUGGAUUUAAAAGGCACGUUUUCUGCGUUUAUCAUCAAAUGUUAUUUUAUAUCUACGAUGAGAAUACUUCAAGUUAAGAUGGAGAUAUUUGAAGAUUUAGGUUUAGUGUAGAACUUUUAGUGGUGUGGAAAUUGAGAUGAAGUGGUCGUUACCGUGAUUUUGCAUCAAAGUCAAUGUGAAGCCCCUUAGUGAGUUCAGUGAUUGCCCUUACGAAACAGCGCAAACCAAUCGGGCUUUUACAAGUGUGAUUUCAGAAUCUCGUGAUUUAUAAGAAAAACCGUUCUCUUGCAAAGUAGCGAUUGAGAAUCUUGCAGAACGAUAAUUCUUAUAAUAAUUACACCAUCUUGAAGAUGUAAAUUUGUUACUGUCUGAAAUAUGAAUCUAAAAUUGCUAAAAUUAUUGUAAAGGUUUUCACUUACAUGUACAGAUUAAAUCACAAAACCAGGUAUAAGGUUAAUUUCACUAUUCUUACCUCUAAAUUUCCAUGUGGUUGAGUUAAUCGCAUGAGCAUUUGCCUUUUGAUAGAAAUGGUGUAUUUAACUGGAGUGGAAGUCAAAGUACAUUUAGAAGUAAAAGACAGUCGUAGCUCUUCAUAUGGAGUAACUAACAUAUUAGGGACUUAAUCAAAUCCAAUGUUGCUAAUCUCUCUUCUUUAUUAGAAAGCAGAGUAAAAUGCCAAUCAUUUUAUUGUUUCCAAACAAUUUACCAAAAACUAAUGAUUUGAUGAUGAUGAUUUUAUUAUUGAAGUGAUUGAUUUUGCACAACCUGAGUGUUCAUAUGGCCAUGUUUGUUUUAACCAUUUCACGGUGAAGAUAUGAAAUCAAUUCUCCUAAUUUUUUUUCAUACAUUUUCUCUAAUUCUAGUGUAGAUAAUUUUCUGUUAACUCUCGUCAAUAUAUAAAUAUUUCUUCUCAUUAGCUGAACACAUGUAUUUCUGACACUCAGUUUUUAAUCUUAUGAUAACAAUUUUGUAAUUUUUUGUAGAAUACAUUGUUGUCUUCAAUGGAUACUAUACCACUUCAGCUAGGGAUGGAUAUGUCAUGUCAGCCCUUGAUUUGUCCUCUGUUAAAUCCUGGAAAAUUAUCCCUCGGCAUAAUCCUGCCAGUGACUACCCAAGUGACUUCUCUCUUGUAAAGGUAUGUGAAGUUGACAAAUAAUUCUUUGAGCGGUUCCCAUUUUACCACGAAGCAGUUGAGAGAUUUGAUGUGUUUUUUUCUUUUCCAGUAUAAAACCAGUCACUAUUUCUAAUGAAGCCAGUGCCUCUUAACCUUUUCACUCUGAGGAUCUCAUGAUUAAUUCCCCUUACUAAUUAAUAAUUGCAUACAGGACAUUUCGCACUUAAGACUUUUCGCACAAGUCUUUUAGCACAAGUUUUGGAACGUUCACACAAUUCUUAGUGGUCAUUUCGCACAACAAUUAUAAGUGAGAAACAUCAAUAUAAAAGGUAUACUAAUUGAUACUGAUAAGACAUCUCACCUUCACAUGUCACUUUCAAUAAGAUCCAACGGCGAGAACGUAGACAUUUAUUUACAUAAUAACUUCAACUAGAUCGAAACGAUUGUGAACACGAUCACUAUUCUUACUUGAAGAAAGGAACAAAUCUUUCUCUCUAUGAAAAUGUAAAGAACUCCCUAUUCGAACGAUUACUUCUUUUACCUUUCCUUACAUAUUCAUGGAGAGAGAGAUUUGUACCUUUCCUUUCUUCAAGAACGAAUAGUGAUCAUGUUCACGAGCAUUUUGAUCUAGUUGAAGUUAUUACGUAAAUAAAUGUCUACGUUCUCGCCGUUGGAUCAUGUGAAGGUGAAAUGUCUUAUCAGUAUCAAUCAGUAUACCUUUUAUAUUGAUGUUUCUCACUUAUGAUUAUUGUGCGAAAUGAUCACUAAGAAUUGUGCAAAUGGUCCAAAAUUUGUGCUAAAAGACUUGUGCGAAAAGUCUUUUGUGCGAAAUGACUGGUUACCUUAAUAAUCCCCUUAUUGAUAUAUUUCUUUAUUUUCGUUACUUGUCUGCUUGAUGUUGUACUGAUAUUGUAAGGAGAAAUUCUGUCUUGGUCACUCAUGGGAGUGAAAGGGUUAUGAACAUAUUUAUGUCAGAGGGCAAGGCUAAAACAACAGAUACUUAUAAGGCUUUAGAAUUCCAGGAAUUCAAAGUUUGGUUGCAAAAUGAAAUCUCAACUUGUUCAUUGACUCAAUAUUUAAGUUGUAGGUUAAAUCGUCUUUCAGUUCAUUAACCCUUUAACCUCUAAGAGUGACUGACAUCUAAUUUCUCCUUACAAGAUCACCCUGAAUGAAACAUGAAGGUCAUGAGAAUAAAGGAAAUGAUCACCAACUAAAGAAGCUCUUGAUUGUUAAACAAAUUCUCCUUUUCAGAACCUUAAGACAUGUAUAGAGAAAGUAUAGAGAAUAUGCAUACUGAUGUUAGGGUGUAAAGGGUUAAUUUUGAACUUUCUCACUUGCACAUGAACUUGUUAUCAACAGUUGAAAGGAGACACAAGAAGUGGUGUUGAUGCACUAAAGAGACAUCCUAAGGUCCGAAGUGUUACACCACAAAAGAGAGUUGAAAGAUUUCUCAAGAGCAUAGAAGGUACAUGUACCUGCAUUACAAUUUGCUGACUUUUAACUCAGUGUCAUAUAAGGUGUACAUAAAUAUUCAAGUGCUGCAUUGUGCUUGUGUGUUUGUAAAAAGGAAGUCAUUAAAUCUUGCCAGUGAAUCAGUUCCCUUGAAUUCAGCUUUAAAAAAGCUUUUGCUUAAGAUUCUCAAAUAGACAUGUACAAUGUAUUUACUCAUGAGAAUCUCUCACUUGCAGUGAAAGAGGAUGAACUGAAGAAAGAAAUUGAACGGAGUGCAGAUGCAGACUGUGCAGAACAGGAUGUUGGUUGUUGGUCACAGGUGUGGAGUGCAAGGUACAUGUACAUGUUUACAUUAACCCUUUAACUCCUAAGAUAUGAUUGUUAAUUCUCCUCUCUACCUGCCACACAUUUUCAUGUAAAUUAGUUAUGAGAACUUGGUGUUAGAUCAAGAAUGACAACUUCUUUGCGAUAAGUUUGAGUAUUCUCAUCACCUGUUUGCUAAAUAAUGUAUGGAUAUUAUUGGGAGAAGUGGCAUGUUGAUCACGUCUGGGAGUUAAAGGGUUAUAAAUAAUACAGCAUUUUUUCCAAAUUGAUGUUCAUUUCUUCUCUCUUUUAAAGUGAGCCUUACAAAUUUGUAUGCAUCUUAAACUACUUGUAUCAAUGCGAUUUAUUUUGGACAGGAGGACAACACGCUCCAGUCUAGCAUUGGUGAGUUUUGGUCUCUAGUGUUUUAUCUUCACAGUUUGCUAAGGAAUGCAGUGUUUAGAGACAGACCAAAAAAAAAAUGAAUAUCCAAAGUAUGAAUUUAAUUGUCAACCAAUUGUGUGCAUCAAUCUUUUCAGAGUCACAGCCUUAUUCAGUCUCAGCUUCGUCACAACCCUGGUAGAAGAAUCCUCAGAUCUGUCCCAAGACAGGUAAAAAUGAUGAAGACCCAGAUACACAUAUAAAACAUUACUAGUAUUGGUGCAUGUACAUAUUCAUUCUCACUGAGGAUGUUAUGGCCUAGUGGUAAAUGUAUUAGACUCUGUUCAAAAGAUCUACUGUCUGCUUAAGCUCUUGAGGGGGGCUAACUGUAUUGUGUUCUGAGGCAUUAAACUUCACAAUGGGGCUCAAAUUCUGUCUUACUUUGACAUUUUUCACACUGGUUAGAUUUAUGAUUUUCUCUGUUUUGUAUUUAAGAUUUUAAGUCGAACUUGUUGAGAGAAUUCCAAUCAAGGAAAUAAAAUAAAUCACAAUGUAGACUUCACAUUCAAGUCAAAUGUGCUAUAAGAUACCAACUGGUACAUUUAAAUGAUGCAAAUACAUAUUUGCACGUUCUGUUAUCAUUGUAAUAAUUUUUUUUUUCAUUGUUCAUUGUGUUUCCUUAAGCUACUUUGUUUGCCUUCUGUUCACUCAUUAGCUGGUUUUUUUUUAUAUUUUAUUCCAGAUUGUUCAUGUGUUACAAGCUGAUGUGCUCUGGAGUAUGGGCCACACAGGUACUCAAAAGUGUUUGAAUAAUUUGUUCUGCAACAAAACUGUUUAUGAGCAUUGUUUCUAACCCUUUACACCCAAACAUCAGUAUGCAUAUUCUCCUUACUGUCCUCUAUAUAUUUCUUAAAGUACUGAAAAGGAGAAUUUGGUUCACAAUCAAGAGGUUCUCUAGUUGGUGAUCAUUUCCUCUAUUCUCUUGACAUUAACCUGUAAUUUUGGAGAGAUAUUGUAAGGAGAAGUGAGAUGCUUGUCACUCUUAGGUAUUAAAGGGUUAAAACUCUCAAAAUUUUCUCAAAGUUUAACCAGUAGACUGUGAUUAAAAAAUUAAAAAAAAAAACAUAUACACAUGUAAAUUUAUGCUUAAUGUUUACAUGGAUUCUUUUUAAGGUGAUGGUGUUAAAGUAGCCAUUUUUGACACUGGUUUGCCAAAGAAUCAUCCACACUUCAGAAAGGUCAUGGACAGGACAAACUGGACAGAGGAAAAGACCCUUGAUGAUGGUAAGAUCACAAAUUGCCUUUUGUUUUGUUUCUUGUUUGCUGUUAUAAAGCAAGAUAUAAUUGUAUUAUACAAUCAUGUACAUGUAGACCAAUAGGAAGUGUGCAUCUUUUGACCAUGAGACUUAAAGGUUCUACUGAAGAAAUCCCAACCAAGUUUAUUUGACACACACUACCACAGAAAAUGCAACUAAACAAAAUACAGGAGGCUGUUAAAUGUUUGAUAUUGGUGACCCAUGGAGAAAUCUUCACCUAAAUGCCUUUCUUAUUUUGUAGGUCUUGGCCAUGGAACCUUUGUUGCAGGUGUUGUGGCAAGUUCACGGGAAUGUUUAGGGUUUGCUCCUGAUGCAGAGCUUCACAUUUUCAGAGUUUUUACCAAUAGUCAGGUAGUGCACUGGUUUGUGGCAUGCAUUGAUGUUUUUCUCACUAUUGUUACUGUAAACAUACAGCAUGGCUCGCUCAUAAGUUAACUUAAAAAUGCAAAUAAAGUACACCAAAAAUUGCAUGAAAUUGCAAAUAAAAAAAUCUGUGUGUCAAAAAAUCACAUGUGCGUGCAUAAGCUUGAUACAUCUGCCUCAUUGGUAUGUAUGAGGUAGAUGUUUUGUUUUUUCUGUUGUUGGCGGUUUAUCGUUUUAAAGAAUAGGCUUUAUUGUAAUUGAACUUUCAUUUCAAUCACUCUUCAAACUGUUACAUAUUAAUGCGACUUCUUAAUCAGAAUAUAGAAUUGAUCUAUCAUUUUCCAAUGGAAUUCUUUUAUUAAAAUAGCUAUUUCUCACUUCAUGUAACACCACCUUUUUACAUGUGUAUUAUCUGUACAUUUAGGUGUCUUACACGUCUUGGUUUCUGGAUGCAUUUAACUAUGCAAUCCUGAAAAAAGUGAAUGUUCUGAACCUGAGCAUUGGAGGACCUGAUUUCAUGGAUCAGCCUUUUGUUGACAAGGUUCGUUCAGAAGCUGUGUCUGUACUGGCAUUCAAUGUUCAGAAAUGCAUGCAUUAAUGAAAAUGGCAAAAAUUUGUCAGAAUGGUCAAUUCUGUAAAUAUUUGCUCAUUUUGAUGAAAUUCUGUCAAAUCUUUUUUUUUUUUUUUUUUUUUUUUUUUUUUCGGCAUUCAUUUCUGGACAUAAGUGGGUAUUCAUGUACACAUUCACUGUACUUGUACACAUGUGAAAGCAACAGUUCCUCUUUUGUUUCUGAACUAUCUUCAGAUGUUCAUGAAAGUUCAUCUGUAAAGAAAAGUUGCACAGAGAUAUCUCUACAUGUUGUAACUGCUCUGAGUUGUUGGAAAACAUUUGACAAGUUUUGUAAUUUGAAUGAGGAAGAGAUAAUCAUCAAAAAAAAUUCAAGACAUAAUAAUUCGAAAGGCACAAUGUAGUGGCUUAGAUGUCAUUUCACUCUUUAUUUAGUGCCUGUGUUUUGGUGGCGAAAAAUCCCUAGUUUUUACAGUGUGUAUUUAAAGGUAGUGCACAUGUUCACGUGUAUUCAAGAUCAUCAGGAGUUUAUGGAAAAUAAUUUCUCUUAAAUUUUUUUUUGCUUUGUAACUUUUGUCUUAGGUCUGGGAGCUCACUGCAAAUGGAGUUGUAAUGGUUUCUGCCAUCGGUAAUGAUGGCCCAUUGUAUGGGUAAGAAACAAAACUGUGUAAUUCUAAACACAAAAUGACUUGAAGGGAGACAAAAAUUGGUUCUUAAAGAUAAAGGUGGAAUUAGGGUGAAUUCAUGACAGAAAUCCAGGGGGUGAAGAGCUUAGUUUGAGUUUGAUGCCUGAUGUUUAAGUAAGUGAAGGUUUAAGUUACAGUGUGUAUCUGAGGUCAACUGUACCUUUCAUCAAAUGAAUAUCGUGCAAUGCAAGAUCGAUUUUACAUUGUUGCGUUAUAUCCACUACUUUGACGAUCCCAUAUCACUUUCAACUCCAUUAAGAUGCUACUCCUUUCUCUGUUAAAUCACUGUUAUGGGCGCUGCUUGUUUGCAGAAUUUGAGUGUUGCUAGACGUGCUCUUAUUAAUCAACCUAUAUUUUUUGUGUUUAUGUUUGGAUUGUAGAACUUUAAACAAUCCCGCUGAUCAGAUGGAUGUCAUCGGAGUCGGUGGUAUCAACUUUGAAGACCAUAUUGCACGUUUUUCUUCCAGGGGAAUGACGACAUGGGUAAGGAAAAGUUCAUUUUCACCUACGUGUACAAUAGGAGGAUUUUCAAUGUCAGAGUAUCACCAACCUAUCUUUUUUCGUUUUGAUCCUCAGGAACUACCAGGAGGAUAUGGGCGAGUCAAACCAGAUGUUGUUACGUACGGUUCAGGGGUGCGAGGCUCAAGUCUCAAGUAAGUGGUUUCCUUCACUACAUACAUUCAACUUUUAGGAUGUUUUCUUUGCAUUUCGUUUACUUGUUGUCGUUAGUAUGCGUUCUAGUGAAUUUUUAGUAAGUUUUUUUUUCAUCCUGCCAAAAAAAAAGAAAAGAAAGGUGUCAUACUGCCUCGCAUGCAUGAGCAUGUGUAAAAUACUGUAGCAUUUGAUCGAAGUCUCUAAUUUUGCAAAUAUUUUCUGGCGGAACAAACAUGUACUCCGAUACCUCGUUAUUGGCUUUUGACUAUGUUCCUUGAAUUGUAAGCUAUCUAGCUCAUUCACUUCUUACACCCAGGCAUCUACUUCGUACAUUACCAGGAACCUUGAUAAACAUGAAACACGUUAUUGUUUUCUUUUGGUGCCAUUUACAGAGGUGGGUGCCGCUCAUUAUCUGGGACAAGUGUUGCGUCGCCAGUUGUGGCAGGAGCAGUCUCUCUUUUACUCAGGUAAAUCCAGCAAAUCCACAGUACAAAUUACAAUUUUUAUUCAUUUGGUCAACCGCUCAUUGUUCAUUUUGGGAACAUUUGGUAUUUAUACAGCAGGACAGGACAGUCUUACUCUAUCUCGAUUUGAUCUCGUGGCAAGAUCGUCCGAAUGAUAGUAGUCCUGAAAAGGGACGUUGUCAGUAAUAGAAACUGACGGUUCAACAACCCCUUCCCCCCCACCAGAAGUCAUCUUAACAGUCUUACCCAGGGCUUCUCUUGCCUGGACGAUCAGACUUCACGAUUAACAGUGCUUAUAUUAUUCGUAUCUGAUCACUAGUGAGGGCUAAGGAUUGACAGUACAUUUACAAGUGACGUUUUGUUUUCUUCGUUUUCAGUGCUGUUAAACAUCGUGGAAACAAUGUAAACCCAGCGAGUGUCAAGCAAGCUUUAAUGGCUUCAGCUCGCCGUCUUCCAGGAUUUAACAUUUUUGAACAAGGUACUUGUGAGAAAAUUAAAGUUUGGAAAGGUCGAAACUGGAAUUACAGGGUAAUCUGGUAUUAUCAACUGAGUUGAUAACGUAAAUUGGCCACCGUAGAGAGUUUUCAAACUGCCGUUUUGAGCGUUUAAGCCCGCGGAACCCGGUCCUGUGACGUCAGGUUCGAGAAUCGAACCCAGGCUACAACGAUGAAAGACGAGAGCUCUUGCCGAUGCGCCAUCCACGCUACCCUGAUCUUACUGUUCACUAUUUUGAUUCCAGGUCAUGGCAAGCUCGAUCUUAUCAAAGCUUAUCAAAUUCUGAGCAAUUACAAACCACAGGCCAGGUAGGUUUAUAUUAUCAUCACAAUACACCUCAAUAAAUAAACACUGAAGAGCCGAUAUGAAAUCCUUUCUGAAAAAAGCAGAGAAAAAAACAAGUGGGAAAGAGUAUAAUACACACUUUGUAUGUUUAGGCCUGAAACUAUCGCUUGUCGCAAGCUCGUGAAAAUUGUAAAUUUUGAUUUCUGCUGUCUUUCAGCAUGAAAUAAAUUUUGUUUUUAUUCUUGUAACUUACAGUUUGAGUCCAGCUUACAUCGACUUAACCGAGUGUCCUUACAUGUGGCCAUACUGCACGCAACCCUUAUACUAUGGUGGAAUGCCAACCAUUGUUAAUGUAAGUAUGCGGUAUAAUGUUUAUAAUGGUAAUUGAACUGAGUGGAGUGCAAUUUGGGCUGAAAUCAUACGCGUGAUUUCAAAAUCGAACGAACGUGCAGUGCGAGUUCAAUUUGAAAUCAUAAGUAUGAUUUCAGGCCAAAAUUGCACGACACGAGAUUCAAUUACCACUUUAUUACAUCCAUUUUGAAAUCGCCCAAAUACAGGAUUUGGUCAGGUCAAAUAUUUUAUUGAUGUGGUACUUAGCUUGUUUGAAAUUAAAUUCAUCCAUUUUUUGGGGGGGAAAUAAGAGUUUUGAAAAUUUGUUUUUAGUGUAGCCUCCUCAUUGGCUGGAAAAAGAUGCGAUUUAAGGCAAAAAAUGGUGCGAUUCGUUAAUAAAUCGCCUCAUUUAGAGCCAACAGGGACCACCAGCGAAAUGGGUGUAAUAAAUGGGGUAAUGAUAUCGUUGUUAAUAAAAUUUAUUAGUGCGACAAACACUUUGGUUAUUUUUGUCUCUGUUUACAGAUCACCAUUUUGAACGGAAUGGGUGUAACUGGGCAAAUUGAAGGGAAAGUAAGUUGUGGUGCCCUUGAUAUUUUUCAUUAUUUGAUUUUGGGUUUGUUCGUUAUUUUUCUUUUUAGAGCAGUUUUCAAUUGAUUGUCGAAAGUAAUCAAGGUUUGCAUUAGUUUUUCUUUACUUCGCUCUGUGAUUGGCCCAAAAAAUUCGCGCAAUUCUCUCAACCAAUCAUAUGCAAAACAAAAACCUAUCUCAACUUGGUCACCCGCGUUUUCCCGCGCUUUGGGAAGUUUUCAUUGUUUUACCCUGAGUCCUCAUUGGUUCUCUAGAGUAUUGUCUUCUCAUCUGAUUGGUCGUAGUGAUAACUUUCAGUUUGGUUUCACGGCACCCAAUCGAAAAGCGUUCUGUUGCUUUGAUAUGAAUUACCUUGGGAAAUUUCUCACUAGGGGGAAUAGGGCUUUAUUGCUGUGAUAAUUUCAGUUCAUGUUCAUGUUACCUAAAUUUAUCUCUGUACUCUCCCACAGCCGACGUGGCAUCCUUAUUUACCACAGAAUGGCGACUAUAUCCAGGUAAGAUUGCAAUACCCUCUGCUGCUUAAGCUUCAGUUUAACUCUUGCGUGACUUACUGUAAUUCUUUACUUGUAACCUGCAAUACAGUGUUCGCUCGGGGCCAAGCGCUGUUUGAGAAACACUGUAACGUAACAGGGUUCGAGUGGCGAAUUGUAAGGUUAAGGGAAAUUAACCUGAUGAUGUGCGUUAUUAACAGAAGUUAAGAAAACAAAUAAACUUGAUAAAUCAGAGGAAAGUGUUUCACCACUAGAUAGAGUGCUUCCAAAAUUUCACGACUGUUUACUGCUCGCCCUUUCGCUAAGUGAUAGUUCUUUUGGGCAAUCGAGGAGUUAUCCUUAAAUAGCUUAUAUACUAAAUAGACUGAGUGUUACCAAUUGUUGUGUGGGAUCUACAUGCACAUAAAUCGUUGCAGCUUAUUCAGUUCAAUAGACAAAGAGGCAUGGCUUGUUGCCUUAUUUUGCAUCUUAAGUUGCACAGAGUAUUGUAAUGUGUGUCGCUAUCUUAGUUUGUUUAUUUAUAAUACUCUGAGACGAAGCACACCGACAUUUAAUGUAGUUUUUGAAAGUGACUUUGCCCGUGAACGUGCAAACACAGGACGAUGGUUUUGAUCUUAAUUAAGACAGUUACUUCUUACAGGUCGGAUUUUCAUACUCCUCUGUCUUGUGGCCAUGGUCUGGAUAUCUGGCUGUAGUUAUUACACCUGCUAAGAAAGCUGAAUCAUGGGAAGGCAUCGCGCAAGGUCACGUGUCACUUACAGUCGUGUCCCCUCCACAGGUAGGUUGUCAUUGGCGUUGUGUUUUUUGAUUUACGAUUUUGGAUCGCCACAAGAGAUAUGGCUGUCGAAUGAAAAGGUCCUAGUAAAGUGUGUACUCGAGCCAAAUGGCUCAUCCAGCAAGAGUUUAUCCUGGUUUCAAAGCAUGAAGCGACAAGAAGAAUUAUUACUUCUUUCCUUCGUAGAUGUGUUUUAUCCGUUAAUGUUCUGUUUGCUUAUAUUUUGUUUUCAGGAAUCUGACAUAGAACCCCGGCGAUCCACAAUCAAACUGCCAGUUCGCGUUAAAAUUAUACCCACCCCACCCAGGAGGUACGUCGAAGUGUAUAUUGCUAAACCACUUUAGUUCGCUUGUUAAAUUUCAACUUGAAUGCUCUUGAAAAGCGUUUUAAACCUAUCUCUUUUAGAUGUGACCAAUAAAAAGGUUUUUCAUACAAUGUCAACUUACUUAUAUUGUUCAGUGAUAAGAAAAGUAAGACAAAAGGGAAUUAUCAACGAGUUGGUAUCGUUUUAGUCACUGUAACACUAAAUUUUCAAAGCGACAACUACAAGAAGAGGUUUGUAGACAGUGAGGAGAAUUGAUAUUUUAAUAUUCGGAAUGGUCAGGGCUGGGUCCUUAGUACUUCUUUUCAAAUGGUGUACAUAGAACAGUUUCAACUGAGUGUCCAAAAAUCCCAAAACCAAAGUAAUCCUAGCGAUUAAUCAAAAUAAAGCUUUACAUCAGAUUUUCAUAAACCAAUAAGAACUCAAAGCGAAAUAAGCAAACUGCUUGAAGCGCCGGAAAACACGAAUGACCAAGUUGCGAUGGUUUUUAGUUUUUCACCUGAUUGGUUGAGAGACUGGCGCGAGUUUUUUAACCAAUCACGGAGCAAAGUUUAGUAAAAGCAAAAAAAUCUCUGAUUACUAAUCGACACAAUUGAAAAUUGCUCUUCAAGAUAAAUGUUUGAAUUGUUAUUUGUGGUUUUGAAUAUUUUCGUUUUUAUUCUCGCACAGCAAACGAUUAUUGUGGGACCAAUUUCAUAAUCUUCGAUACCCGUCAGGAUAUUUUCCCCGAGACAACUUAAAAAUGAGAAACGACCCGUUAGACUGGUAAGUAUUUGUACUGAGCGUGAAAAGGGAUCUGGGAAAUUCACAAGGAAGUUAAAAGAAGAGUGAGAACCAGAUUGGGUAAUCUGUGCAUCAGGUGCUUGUAAAGUCGUGAAGCAGAUGUGAUUAUUGAUCGUAGAAUUUUGUGUCAGAUGAAAUAAAAUGGAUAACAUAAGUAGCAUAAGUUAACCUAGGAAUUUUGGUUACCUAGAGGAGCUUCUCGUGCACCAAAAUGCAUAAAUGUGUACAUCUGAGAUACCGUAAACUGCCAUUUCUAAUUCUUCCCAUCAACCCCCCCCCCCCCCCACCCAUAAGUCCACCCGGUUACCGGCCCCUGUACUUGUAAACAAAAAAAUUCGUACGAUUACAAGUCUCCCUUGAUAUAAGCCCCCAUCUAACUUUUCUCGUUAUGAGAUAAACGAACUCUGUGUUACUCGAAUAGAAAAUGUUAAAUUUAAGCCCUCUGAAACCCCUUUCGAAGUUGUAUAAGCGUAUAAGCGGCUGUUUACGUUAUUCUGGAAGUUCUUAAUUUCUAUGGUUACUUGGGUAGAUGAACAAUAUGUUAUGUCUAUUAGUGAGACGUGUAUUUUCUCUCAGGAAUGGUGAUCAUAUUCACACCAAUUUUAAGGAUAUGUACAUGCAUCUCAGGAACGCUGGUUACUUCGUAGAAGUUCUUGGAGCUCCGUUCACAUGUUUUGACGCUUCAAAGUACAGUAAGUGUACCGUCUACCUUUAACCUGUCAGUUUCUCAGACCAUCCAUGUCAGAGCUGCGAAAGUAAAUGGGAACAAACUGAAGAACUGCUCUUGUUUAUUUUAGGCACGUUGCUUCUUGUUGAUAGCGAAGAGGAAUACUUUGCUGAAGAGGUAGCCAAGCUCAGGGAGGAUGUGGAGGAGAGGGGCCUGUCAGUGAUUGUAGUUGGUGAUUGGUUCAAUGUGCCUGUCAUGAGAAAGAUCAAGUUUUACGAUGAGAACACGAGACAAUGGUGGAUGCCGGACACUGGAGGAGUGAAUGUACCAGCUAUUAACUCAUUGUUGUCUCACUGGAAUAUGGCUUUCAGUGAUCAAGUGUACGAGGGAGAAUUUACCAUUGGAGACAAUAAAGGUACAUUGUUUAAACGGCUCUUACCGUGGGCUCUUGAACGCUGCGGGAUUAUCAUAUAUUGAGUACUGAAGACAUCUUUUUGAAAUACUCGAGUUUCCACGCGCGUUCUGAUCAUUCAGAAAACCAUGGUUUACUGUACCGUGAAACACAUAGCUAUUUUAUAAAAGCAAUGAACCACAAUUUCUUCCCCGGAAGGGGGAGGGGUUAAUUGAUGGAAAUUGCAGUUAUUGCGUUUAUAAGAUAACUAUACGUUUAUUGGUACAACGAACGAUGGGUUUUAUCCAGUGCGCGUAGUUUCUUAGUUAUUUCGUAAAAAUCUUUAAUUUGCUCAGACAUGAGGAAUUUCAUUUUGCUCAUAUUACAACUUGCGGAUUCAGCUUUGACAUAUACACGUUGUGUGCAAGUGUAUGCAAGAUUGAUGUCUUGUGUCAUCGCAGUUUCCCAGUAUUUUUCGUGUGGUCAUUUUUGGCUCUCUACCACUUAUACCUGUCAUUCGUGCUUCGACGCACUGCUAAGGAGCAAAGUGAACUCGUUGACGUUCACUUUUGAAAGCCGAAACAUCAUCUGGUUCAGUUGGUAAUGCGAUACAAAGUAUUUGUAACAUACCGUUUUUCAUUGUUUUGUUACCUGUACUGAUCACAGGCAUGAGUUUUUGGGUUAGCUUUCUCAGUGAUGGACAGUUUGAAAUUUUGUCAGCUUGGAUGCAUUCGAAGUCUUCGCCGGAACAAAAUAUGUAGUUCAACUACUCUUUUCAUUUCAUUGCAGUGUUAUACUCGUCCGGAACAAGCAUAGCCUCGUUUCCAACAGACGGUCUCGUAAUAAAAGAAAAAUUGAAUCAUCAGGGGAACGAGGUUGUAACGGGGGAGACUAAGACCGAGGAGGACGUGGCAAUUCUGGGGCUUUAUCAAGUACCGGGCCUCCAAAGUGGUAGAAUCGUUUUGUAUGGUGAUUCGAAUUGCCUUGACAACGCACAUAUGGAAAAAGGUACGAGUUGUUUUACUUUUGUAAAGCCUCAGAAGCUGAGUUCGCGAUUCAUGAUUUUCGAGAAAGUACAGCCGGGCCUCUUACCUUAGCAGGCUUUCCUGUGGCAGUAAAAAUGGAUAAAGAAAAUUUUUAUUUAGCCUUCUCUAUUCCCCCUGUUUACAAAUUGACAUGCUGGUAUUCGAAGAGGUAGACUCAUGAAGUAUGUUACAGGUAAUACUGAGAAAUUUUAGGGAUUUUUAACUUGAUUUACUAAGCUGAUAACACCAAUUUUAUCCUCAGACUGUUUCUGGUUGUUGGACCUGCUUGUAGACUUCACUGCAAAUCGUGUUCUGUCUCCUGUUCUAAAGGAUCUCAGCAGUGGACCCCCAAAACCCUCUGAAUCUGCCCCAGAGAGAAUGGAUGGUAAGUCAAUGAGGAUAUUUGCAAAGCUGAAGAAACUUUGUGACACGUGUUGAUAUGAUCAAUUGCCAACCUCUGUGUUGUCAUAAUGUCUUGUCGUUGAAUUGCCCAGCUUCCCUUGUUUAAAUUUUUUAGCCUUAAAACUAUAUUCUUUUCAUUUUGCAUAGAAUCCUUUGUGUUCAUGAAGUUUCAUUCUUGAUUCUUUUUGAUUUCUUUUCAGGGAACCAUCUCCAUAAAUACUCCAAAGUCCUGGAUGCAACCCAGCUAGGGGCUAUUGAAACAGUCCCGUUGCCUGAUUGUCCCGCUCAGGCGUGGAGCAAACCAGAGCCCCUCAAUAUAACGGCCCCAGAAAACCUUCACAAGCAAAGAUGGCUAUUAUCUGUAAAUCUAGAUCAGGUGAGAUCACUCUCUUUCAUUCGUUCUUAUUAGCUCGAUGGGCUUGGACUGGUUGAAAUUUGAGAGGCUUAUCUUAGGUGAAGUCAACAUAAGUAGUGUCCUUUUGCAAGUAGCGGAAAGUGUCGACUCUAGAAAGUAAAGUUUUGGAUGAAAUUGUUGCGUUCAGUGAUUCAAAAGCAUUGCUGUUUCUCGCAGUAAUAAUUGUUUUGGGAACGUACAUGUAACGGUCUCGAAAAAUCCGUUUUUACGAUGUUUUGAAUCAUUUUUGCGUCACCGAGAAUGAUCCACACACGAAAGGAAACGUUGAAAUGAUAUGUGUAUUUCAUUUAUCUGGGAUAAAAAUUAUAAAAGAAAAUAGAGGGAAUUGAGAAAGAAACGAGGAUAGACAAUUCAAAUUCUUCAGUAUGUUUCACAGACGUGAAAGGUGUUGGAUUGGGGAAAUUUAACUUGGAAAUUGAACGACAAGCUGAUGUUGGGUUUCCAAGAAAAUCAAUCCUUAUUCCAUGUUACUUAAAGGAACUAUCAAUUCAUGUACGUUGUAAUUCGCUGAAAGCAUAAAUUUACGUGUUAACCCCUUAACUCCCAAGAGUGACUAAGAGAGAUUUUCUCCUUACAACAUCAAUACAAUAUCAACCAGGUAAGUGAUGAGAAUAAAGAAAACUAUCAAUUUGGGGAUAAUUAGUUGGUUCAAUACUAAAUUCUCCUAAUUAACAUAAGAAUUGUCUGCUUGACGGUAAGGAGAAUUACAAAUUUGAUCUGGGAGUUAAAGUGUUAAGAGGAUGGUGAGUGAUGGUUAAGAGGAUGUGAGUGGUGGUUGAAGGCCAAUUAAAAUUGAGAAUUUUAUUUUGCAGAGAAAUUUUGCGUCUGUCGGGGAAAAGUCAGGCAAUUUCAAAAUAUUUUAACUGUGGCCACGUUUCAGAAUCAAUUAAAUCAUCUAACAUUUUUAAAACGUUUCAAUUGUUUUACAGUUACCCGUGAUAGUGCCUCGUCACGUGCAGCGUGUGGCCCCGUAUCCGGAUGUAGCAGAUUCAGACCCGGAUGAACUUCCCGCGGUCAACAUUAGUGUCCUUUCCACCUUACCAAUGUACGUGGUUUUCUUCUCAACUUUGAUCGUUAUUUACUGCGCUGUUCUGUCGUGUCGAGCUAACCGCAAACCACGAGCUAAGAAACAAAAACCCAAGUCCCAACGCUUGGCGGUGACACGGACAAAACUACCCUACGUAUAACCGUGAAUGGGAUUAGCGACGGAGAUUGUAGUUCCUGAUGCUCAACAUGGAUCAAAUCCAUAAGGGAGCUGUAUCAGUGGGUCGAGAGGUGUGGAAGGUUAACGCUCCUUGGGUGCACAGACAAGUGUGCAGUGUUCCUAAGCGCGGCGGAGCCCCAUCCAAAAUGAGACCGGAGAUUCACCGUAUGGCUCUUGCUACGUGUGAAGAUCCCGCGAAACUGGAAGCAGACAACGAUCCAGCGACCUAAAACAGCGCUAGUCGCUGUGUAGUUGACGAUGUCAAAAUAUUCACCUUUUUGCCAGAGUAAAUUGCAGUGAGUUAGAAAACUUUUUCCAUUCCUCCAGAGUCGAAGGCUUGAGAAUUACUGAGUGUCUGUACUCUAGAUUACGUUCAGAAGUUUGAGGGUUUUGAAGCCAAACAGCCCAAAGACGAAAUAUUCUUGGUUAUGAGUAAUCCAAGAGGUAAAACAGAAAUUAAAGUUUUUGUGGCAUUGUAAAGAAAUUUCAUUUGCAGGUAAAGAUAUCUGGUUUAUAAAUAGAAAUGUUUGUACAAUACAGAAUUAUGGAACCUUGUUUUACCACAGACUGUGUGCGGAUACGUAAAUGCGUUCCAUGAUUGUUACGCCGAGAAAAUCUUAGGAAUUCCGCAAAAAUAAUGUCUUUUGAAAUAGAAAAUAAGAAAAUCAAAUUUAUAUUUUUAUCGAUAUAAUUUACACAGGAAAGUUGGUAACAGACAUAAAUAAAACAAAGAAUAUCGACU
Pocillopora meandrina is the source of this 16636-nucleotide messenger RNA. Lineage: Eukaryota; Metazoa; Cnidaria; Anthozoa; Scleractinia; Pocilloporidae. The record is from the annotation of a GenBank genome assembly.